UGCACUGUCUGCGGUGUAGUCAGGGGGGAUCAACAUGGGGAGCAGCAGCAAGGUGGUCAACUUCCUGAACAGGAGACAGAGUCUCUUCCCCAACUACAAGGUUGCGGAUUCAGAUUUUAAUCGAAGACCCUCCGAGAUUGUUUACCCGCUGGCCAGGGAAAGCUGUGUGAAGACAUGGAACUCCAUGCAGGAGCUGAGCAGAGACAUCUACGACAUCUACGCCGAGUACGAGGACGAGGACGACGACAGCGCUCCGUACAGCUUCGCCAAGCCGAUUUCCCCCUCCAAAAGGAACUACGUGAUCAACAUCAAUGUAGGGGGGAAGCCCUAUCAGAUAGCCUACAAGAUGGCUGCCAAGUACCCCAAGUCCAGAAUAGGACGGCUCGCCACUUACACUGACCACAACAUGAAGCUGGACCUGUGUGAUGACUACAUUGUGACCAACAACGAGUACUUUUUUGACAGGGACCCGGAUGUCUUCCACAACAUCUUCAACUUCUACAGGACCGGUGUGCUGUGGAUCAAGGACGAGUUGUGUCCCCGCAACUUCCUGGAGGAAAUCAACUACUGGGGCGUGAGGAUCAAAAACACCCACCGCUGCUGCCGCAUCUCCUUUGAGGAGAGGCAGGACGAGCUCAACGAGCAGCUGAAGAUCCAGAGGGAGCUGGAGGCCGAGGUGGAGAUCGAGGAGAACGAGGAGCUCUUUCAUGACAUGCUCAUGGGCCAGAGUCGCCGGGCCGUCUGGAACCUGAUGGAGAAGCCGUUUUCGUCCAUUAAGGCCAAGUUGAUGGCUGUGGCCUCCAGUCUGUUCGUCCUGAUCUCCCUGGUGGCCAUGACUCUCAACACAGUGGAAGAAAUGCAGUACAGAACCCCCACAGGUCAGCUCAGUGGCAAGACAUACUGGGAACAUGUGGAGUCCAUGUGCAUCGCCUUCUUCACCAUGGAGUUCCUGCUUCGCCUGGUGUCCACUCCCGACCUCAAAUCCUUCAGCAGGAGCGUGCUCAACACCGUGGACCUGAUUGCCAUCCUGCCCCAGUACGUGCAGGGCAUCCUGGAGUUCUUUGACAAUGAGGAGAACUACAUGAAGCACGAGGCCGACAUGCAGGCGGUGGGGCAGGUGGGAAAGCUGGGGCAAGUGUUGAGGAUCAUGAGACUGAUGCGAAUCUUUCGUAUUUUGAAGCUGGCGCGACACUCCACGGGCCUGCGGGCAUUUGGCUUCACUCUGCGUCAGUGCUACCAGCAAGUGGGCUGCCUCUUCCUCUUCAUCGCCAUGGGCAUCUUCAGCUUCUCCGCCAUGGUUUACACCGUGGAGCAUGACGUGCCGAACACGAACUUCACCAGCAUUCCCCAUGCAUGGUGGUGGGCUGCUGUCAGCAUCUCCACCGUGGGCUACGGAGACAUCUACCCCGAGACCAUACUGGGUCGCCUUUUCGCUUUCAUCUGCAUCGCUUUUGGAAUCAUUCUCAACGGCCUGCCCAUAUCCAUCCUCUUCAACAAGUUCUCAGACUACUACUCUAAGCUCAAGUCCAACGAGUACACAGCCUCGUCGAAGAAACGAGGCCGGAUGAGGUUCGCCAAGAGGACCGGGAAAAGGCUCAACCACUGGAUUGGAGGCCAACAUUCCUAACCCCAACCCUGUCAUGUGCUUUUUUGUAUAAAAAUAAAUAAAUGCUUGAUUGUAAAACUGUGCUAAAAAAAAUGUAUGUGAUGGGACAAAGAGAUGUUACACAGACAAAAGACGAUGUGUGGCUAGUUGCUGCCCAUCUGGUCGUGUGCUAUGGCAGCUUCUGUGGCUGGAAAACCGGUGAGGGAUCACCGAGGCACAAGUCUUCAUAGUAUUUGCGACGCCAAAUGGGGAGGACAAGUGGAAGCUGAGUGAUUGAAUGAUCCCUUAAUAUAUUUACUUUUCUAUCACAGAAAAUUAUAUUUUUGUUACUUAAUGUUCAGAGGCUUGGAAAAUAAGUAUGAUUAUGACAGACUUCCAAAAAAAUGUGAUUGCAUUUAUUCAAAAAUAAGGUUACUUUUCAAAGACAAGUCAUAAAACUUUUUGUCCAGCCUUACAACUUAUAUUCAAUUCAACACACACACACACACACACAAAGCUUUACAAAUAUGCCAGAAAGCGCUUGGAGGAAACAUAUAUAAAAUGAUAGUGUUACCUAUUGUGUUGCCCGCCACAAAGUCUAAUUUGUCAUGACUAUGUUUCAUAAUGAACCCUCAAAUAUAACUAUACUAUUAUUACUAUAAUAUUAUGUGUCUCUCAGUACAAGUAAUGUGGCUUCAGUGAAGUUGUGAAGUGUUGUAUGUUUUUGGAGCAUGAAUCACAUCCCCGCAGUGAAACUGUUAUGAUAAAUAUUGUCAACAUCCCACUGUUUGAUCUGCGCCACAAGGAAUGAAUGACUGAAAAAGUUUUUGUUAUCAAUGCGGCAGCUCUAAUGGUUCAGAGUUUUUGCUGAUCUACAAUUUAUGCCCCAGAGAAAGUAAAAACAUACUGUAUAUCUGAGCAGCAAGUUGCUUCUAAUUGCAGUGUUUUGAAUCUGUGUGCUCACACGGGAGGUAUAGUGCAACGUGUCCCAAACAUUGAAGCACUGUUGCUGCUUUUCACUUCUUCAGUUGUUUUGCCUACAAAGUAUGAUUUGCUUGCAAUGCAUGUAAGCAUGACACGAUGCAGUCUGAUAAUCUGUUGUCAAUAAUAAACAUUGUACCGCUCACCAAAUUGUCCCUUUCACUGACUAAAAGACUACAGCACAGACCAUAGAUAUGUUUACCUGUAAACAUCUCUAACGGCUUCUUCUGGAUGAACUUUGCAAUUACAAAAAAAAGGAUUUGUCAU
Messenger RNA from Scophthalmus maximus (turbot), 2833 nucleotides. RefSeq names its product potassium voltage-gated channel subfamily V member 2-like. NCBI's taxonomy places the organism in Eukaryota, Metazoa, Chordata, Actinopteri, Pleuronectiformes, Scophthalmidae. Bases 35 to 1627 code for a protein of 530 amino acids. The record is from RefSeq and is a predicted model, not a curated record. The transcript is spliced from 2 exons. Gene Ontology annotation, cellular component: membrane; voltage-gated potassium channel complex. Gene Ontology annotation, molecular function: voltage-gated potassium channel activity. Gene Ontology annotation, biological process: potassium ion transmembrane transport; protein homooligomerization.